CUUGCAGAUCAGGAGCUUUGCGGCAGCGGGACGAAUGACGGCUUAGCUGUAGAGGAAGUUAGCGGAGGCAGGCAAGCAGGUAGCCGCGUUACUAUGUAACCUAUACGAAUUGGACACAUCAUUGCACUCAGACAGAGGAAGGUAGCAGCAUUCAUGGAUAUUGUGGACACUUUUAACGUUUUAAUACCCAGUGACCAGUUAGACGACAGCCUUGUCAUAGGUCAAAAUCUGGAAUGUGAAGCCAGUAAUGAGUUUGGGUCGGGACUCUGCCUUGAAGAUUCGCUCAAGAACAUGUUGAGUGACAAAGAUCCCAUGUUUGGAUGUGCAACGUCUCAGUUCAACCUGCUGGAUAAUGAGGACUCUACUUUUCAAAUUUCAGGCUCAGCAGAGCUCAGUGGUGGUUCAACAGCCGCAGGCCUCAGCGGUGACCUGGCGGUCACAAAAAACAAUUCAGCCACAAUCAAGAAGCCUGUGGGCAGACCCAGGAAGCGCCCAAUUAACGUACAGUUAGACACAGAAUCCAAUGACGGUCCAAAGCCUGCUGAGAUUACCACAAAUCCUGUACCCAGAGGAAGACCGGGAAGGAAACCUUCCAACAGACUACAGAAGUCGUUUCUGAUCAAGAAAGGGGUGAAAGGAAUACAGCUGAAGAAAGAACUAACUCUGGGUGGACGCAUCAAUAUCAACGAUAUUGAAGGUGGAUUAUGGUUAAAACCAUCUGUUGUGUUGAAACGACUGACUGUCACCAUUGGAGGAUUCAAGAUUGAACUACUUCCUGGGCCAUCCUAUCUCCAUGACACAGAAGCCAAUUUUGACGGUAGUUUUUCUUAUGGUGCGGAUGUUGGGUUCGCCAUGUUGUCAGAUGAUGGUGUCGCUGCACAAAAUCCUGCACUUCAGAAAGUCGCAGACCAGAAUGUAACUGAGAAUUUGGGUGUUGACGAUACACCACUUGGUCUGGGGCCGUAUGUGAACCCUAAUGAUGUGCAAGCGGCUAAUGGGACCGAAACAAAGAAGUGCACUCAAGAAACUAAAGAUGACAAUCAGCCUAUUGUGAGAAAGCAAAAGCCGGUCAAUGACAAAAAAUGUGGUGUUAAAACGCCACCAAGCAACGGGACCGCUGCAAGUAACAAGGUAGACAAUAAAGAAAAGAAACCAAUUUUAGCCAAAAACCUGCUCCAAUCAAAGCAACCACUUACUUUCAAUAAGAAAAGUGGUGUUAUAGGUGAAAAAAGCAAUGCGACUAAAGGAGCUACAGUCUCCCAAAAUGUACCAUCCAAAGUUGUCCAAAGAGAUGUCCUCCACAAAUUGAAAUCUCUUAAAGAGAAAAGAAGCAGUGAACAUUUAAAAAGGCGGUCUGACACCACCCCAAGUGAACAUCCCCCUAAACAUCCAAAGAUGCAAACAGGAGAUCCCAAAGUGAAGCCGAGCUCUCUAGUGAAGAAAACGCUAUCUAGUGGGAAUCGUGCCGUCGAUCAACACAGUCCAACCAAACCGUCUCAUACUCUCAACAUCUUGAAAGCAGACUCUUUGAACUCCACCCAUGUCACUCGUCUGGGUCAUUCCUCCAAAACACCAGAAGAAGCAGGGCAGGAGAAGCCGAAAAUGAAGAAGCCUGAAAAGAUCCUACAAAGGCAAAAAAGUAAAACCGCAAGAAGCAUCUCUGUGGAUGAGCCACAGCUGUUUAUUCCCGACAAUGCUCCGGCUGUAAAGAAAGAAAGUGUGGAGCCACAGCAGCAGGAGCAACCUGCCAACAGCGAGUCUGUGUGGGAUGGAAACAACUGCUGUGGUCAGUGCAAGAAACACCACAACAACAUGUUCAUGGUUGGCUGUGGCCGCUGUGAUGAUUGGUUCCAUGGUGAUUGUGUUGGACUUGACCUGCUCAAAGUACGCGAGAUGGAGGAGGAGGACCAGAUGUACGUGUGCUUAAAAUGCUGCGAGGAGGAGAGUAAAAAGCUGGAGCCCGAAACCUCGGCCACACCUGCACCUGAACUAAAGACCGAAGCUGUCAAGCAGGCUCCCAAACCUAAGUCAGCAGCCUCUGAGGAACUGACAUCAGGGGGCGUCCGAUCUUUCAAGAAGGAGCAAGGUCGAAGAUCAUCCGCAGAUGUCAAAGAAACUCAUCAUAAAACAGGCAUUCAGCUGAAACCUGAGGCAAAAAGUAAAAGCGCAUCUUCCUCUUCAAAAAAGCCUGCAUCUGUUGAGGAGAUCAGGCGUAGUGUGCGUGAUUCUCUGAAAGACAUCCUCAUCCAGAGGUUGAAGGAGUCUGAUUUGAAUGUCCCAGUGGAGAAAGCUUCUGAAGUUGCCAAGAAGAUCGAGAGAGAAAUUUUCCAUAUGUAUAAAGAUACGGAAAACAAAUACAAGAACAAGUAUCGAAGCUUGAUGUUUAACCUCAAAGAUACUAAAAAUAACGUUCUCUUUAGGAAGGUUCUAAAGGGAGAAAUAUCUCCUGCUAAUCUAAUCCGAAUGAGUCCCGAGGAAUUGGCUUCCAAGGAACUGGCUGCUUGGCGGCAAAGAGAAAACCGACACACAAUUGAAAUGAUCGAAAAAGAGCAAAGAGAGGUUGAGAGGCGUCCCAUCACCAAGAUCACACAUAAAGGGGAGAUCGAGAUCGAGAGUGAAGAACCAAGGAAAGUAUCUGAACCCGUGGAGGUUGAGGUUGAACCGCCAGUCAAAGCCCCAGAAGUGCCAGUAGAAGCUCCGAUUCCUCCAGAGAAACCUGCAGAGAGCACUGAGACUCAGAAGGACACCACCAGCAAACACAAGUCUCACUUAUUUGACCUCAACUGCAAAAUCUGUACAGGCCGCAUGGCACCCCCGGUGAAAGAGGCGCCCACCAAAGUGGUCAAAGUUGCGACAACCGUGGCAAAGCGACAGUCUGCCAAAAGCGAGGAGACGAGCACACCAACGCCAUCUGCUGUUGAGGAUGACCUCCACCUCACAGUCUUGGAGGAGAGCUUUCAGAAGGCUCACACCAGCUACGAGCGAAGGUCAGACAAUCCAGCUGGCCGAGACGAUGACGCAUCAUUCCUCUCCAGCCUGAAGUCCUUGUGGCGAGGCUUCCUGACGAUGCACUCUGUGGCUAAACUUGUCACAAAAGUUUUCCCUGUGUCAGGCAUUCUGGACAGCUUGACUCAGGAUCUUCCUGACAGCAUUAUGGUUGGCGGAAGGAUAAGUCCACAGACGGUGUGGGACUACUUGGAAAAGAUACGUGCUACAGGAACUAAAGAAGUGUGCCUGAUUCGCUUCUCCCCUGUAACUGAGGAAGAUGAGAUCUCCUACACUCUCCUGUAUGCUUAUUUCAGCAGCAGAAGGCGUUUUGGGGUGGUGUCAAACAACCGCAAACAAGUGAAGGACAUGUAUCUCAUUCCUUUGGGUGCUUCUGAAAAAGUGCCACAUCAACUUGUGCCUUUUGAUGGACCAGGUCUGGAAAACAACCGAGCAAACCUUCUCUUGGGACUUAUAAUUCGUCAGAGGCCCAAAAGAGAUUAUAUUCCAGUUGACGUCAAUGAAAGGACAAGGAUGUCUCCUGAUGUCAAGCCCGUCCCAGCUUCUGUCAAGGAAACUCCUGCGGAAGAAGAUGAUGAGAAGCUCUUCCUGGCCUCCUUGACUACUCCCAAUAAAAGCGAGAAGGAUAAACUCCUUGAAACUACAGAGGCUGCAGAGGAGCCCAUCACAGAGUCUUUUGAAGAACCAUCUGCAGCAGCGAACAGCAGCCAGGAAUCCCACAAGCCUCUGCGUUUUCUUCCAGGUGUGUUACUCGGCUGGGGUGGAGAACUCCCGCCUCUGCCAGAUUUCGGAGGACAGCCUUUUGCUGACACCCACAAGGCCCAACCUGCUCUGAAAACAGAGGUGCCACCCAGCGGGGGCUCCAAGGGUCCAGCUGCUGCUGCCACUGCUGCUGCGCCUCGAGACCGCUUUGUCAUCAAGAAAAAAGAAGUGAAAGUCGUCCAAGCUGAACCGCAGUCAUCCGGCCAGACAGAGGCUGCGAACGCAUCACUGGGAAAAGAUGCUGAGCCCGCACCCCGAGGUCCCCAAGUCUCUCUGAGAGAUAAGCCUCCAGAUGUUUCCACGGAAGCUUUCUUGGACAGCCUGGCGACGAUUCACAAAGAUGGUGAAGUGAGCAGCAGCGAUACCCCCAAGAAAGAGGACAUCGCUCUCCCUGAUUCAGACAAAGCAAAGUUGGAAUCACAGCCAGCAUCAGAGAACACAAAUGGCUCCAAACCUCUAAGUGGAAUAUUGAAAAAGAUUUCCAACUAUUCAAGUGUGACUGAAAACAAAGCCGGCGAAACGAGCCCCAUUACCCCCGUUGAUGAUAAGCACGCUCCUGUGUUGGGUAGCAGUAAAAUCAGCUCAGUUACAACAUUUCAUCAAGGCUUUUUACAGAUCUCUCAGGCCAAACACAAACUGAAAGAACAAAACCCAUCUGAUAGUCAAUCAGUGCCCGGUGACUGCAGCGAUCCUGCUGGAGGCCAUUCGAGCGGCACAGUAACUCAAGCAGGAAACCCUUCUGUAGUACCACAAGACACGGGGAGGGCGCCAGCUCUGCCAACAUGUAACAGUGCUGCACCUGCCCACCACCAGCAGCAGCACCAACCUCAGGUACCUGGCAGUGACCACGACCCACCUUUUCCAAACUCUUUUCACAACCUGCACAUCCAGGAUCCGAAUCACAGCACACCAGAAGCCCAGGAGUAUGCUUCCUUUGAGGCAAACCCCGAGACUCUCGCCCAACCAACUGGUCAACCUCCAUCGCAGGCCAAAGAGGAAGCACAGGAGGAGCUCUACACUUACUGUCACCCGUGGGAGGAGAGGCAGUCGCACAGCGAGGACCGGGACCACCACCACGAGAGGCACGGCCACCGCAGAGACUCUCACCACGGGAAGAAGAGCAGGCAUCAUGACAGGGGGCGGAGCAAGAAACACGAGCACGGCUCCGACGGCAAGCGCAGAGACAAGAGUCGGCACCACAGACACUCUGAGGACCACUAUGGCGAGCGGCGGAAAGAGCGAUACUACAGUGACGACUACACUAGCCGCCAUAAAGAACGCCACAGACACCGGCGGGACUCGGACUAUGACUAUGACUAUGACAAUGUGCGAAGGAGCUCAAAAGACAGUUACUCGUAAUAAUUAGGUUUUUUAACUUUUUUUUUUUGUUCGUUUGUGGUUUUUUUUUUUUUUCAAA
Messenger RNA from Hippocampus comes (tiger tail seahorse), 5185 nucleotides. It is a transcript of the gene phf3, whose product is annotated as PHD finger protein 3. Gene Ontology annotation, cellular component: nucleus. The record is from RefSeq and is a predicted model, not a curated record. The coding region runs from base 154 to 5127 and encodes 1657 amino acids. Gene Ontology annotation, biological process: DNA-templated transcription. NCBI's taxonomy places the organism in Eukaryota, Metazoa, Chordata, Actinopteri, Syngnathiformes, Syngnathidae. The transcript has 16 exons.